Penicillium cinerascens is the source of this 1305-nucleotide messenger RNA. Its product is annotated as pepsin-like aspartic protease. Gene Ontology annotation, biological process: proteolysis. Gene Ontology annotation, molecular function: aspartic-type endopeptidase activity. The coding region runs from base 1 to 1305 and encodes 434 amino acids. The transcript is spliced from 3 exons. The record is from RefSeq and is a predicted model, not a curated record. NCBI's taxonomy places the organism in Eukaryota, Fungi, Ascomycota, Eurotiomycetes, Eurotiales, Aspergillaceae.
AUGGCACCUACUACCAGAAUCAAGAUCAUCGCCAACCCGCACUAUCAGAAGUCGGGGACCAAAUCGUACGUGUGUGCAAUGCGCAAGUAUGGCUUCUCCCCUACCAAGCCUGGCCCGUACUCUUUCGGCAUCGCCAUGCAUCAGACCGGCCGUCAGUACACCGAUAAGCCUGUCGGUGGCCGUGUUCGUUCUCGCCGGGAGCUGCAGAAGAAAAGCGCCGACGGUGACCAGGUUGGUCAGGUUAGCGCCGAGGAUGUGCAGAACGAUGCCAUGUACCUGGCACAGGUGGGUAUUGGAUCGCCGGCGCAGAACUUGAAUCUGGACUUUGAUACUGGUUCGGCCGAUCUCUGGGUCUGGUCGACUGAGCUGCCAGCUGCGACCUUGUCCCAGUACACGAACCACACGGUCUUCGACCCGUCCAAGUCGAGCACCUUCAAGGACAAGAAGGGCUCAACCUGGAAGAUCUCCUACGGAGAUGGAUCAUCUGCAUCCGGCACGGUGGGCAACGAUAAUGUCGACAUCGGCGGUCUAGUCGUCAAAGGACAGGCCGUCGAGCUUGCAGAAACCAUGUCCGCGCAAUUUGAAAGCGGUGCCGGGGACGGACUACUCGGUCUGGCGUUCAGCAACAUCAACACCGUCAAGCCCCAGCCCGUGAAGACACCCGUCGACAACAUGAUCACGCAGUCCGACAUCCCCAAGUCGGAAUCUCUCUUCACGGCCAAGCUAGGUUCGUGGCGUGAUGCGAACGAGCCCGAUAAGGGAGCGUCUUUCUAUACCUUUGGUUUCAUUGACCAGGACACCGUCAAAGCCGCUGGCGAGGACAUCGUCUACACUCCCGUGGAUAAAAGCCAGGGAUUCUGGAUGUUCAAUUCGACCUCUGCGACGGUGAAUGGCAAAUCGAUUGCUCGCGCUGGAAACACGGCUAUUGCCGAUACGGGCACUACGUUGGCUCUUGUGGAUGAUUCUACAUGCCAGGCUAUUUACGAUGCGAUCCCGGGCGCCGAAUACGACAGUAGCAGCCAGGGAUGGAUCUACCCUAGUAACACGACUGCUGAUAACCUCCCCGUCGUCUCGUUUGCUGUCGGUGAUAACCACUUUGUUGUUCAGAAGGAGGAUCUCGGCUUUGCGGAUGCCAAGUCGGGGUAUGUGUACGGAGGAAUCCAGAGCCGAGGUGAUAUGACUUUUGAUAUCCUUGGUGAUACGUUCCUGAAGGGGAUUUAUGCCGUGUUCGAUGUCGGCAAUACUCGCUUUGGCGCGGUGCAGCGAAAGGAACUUCACCAGAACCUUUCUCCUCCUCCCCAGUAA